Spirometra erinaceieuropaei is the source of this 4153-nucleotide messenger RNA. The record is from the annotation of a GenBank genome assembly. NCBI's taxonomy places the organism in Eukaryota, Metazoa, Platyhelminthes, Cestoda, Diphyllobothriidea, Diphyllobothriidae.
AUGGUGGCAGCGGGUACCCCACCCGCCCCUCCCUCCGAUUUCCCAGUUACCCACGCACCACUCCCCAACCCCACGGUCGAGUACGCGUAUAACCUAGGCCCCAGCGCCCUUCUAGCCCCUGAGCCGUACGUUCCAGAGAGCAACAUUCACGAUUGGCUCCGAGACCUGGAUCUUUUUUUAGUCACGGUCCCCAUUAAUCAACGCACCUGCUACCUGAUACGUUUCCUGUCCGCCCCCGCCCGUAAGCGUGCCUUCGAUGCGGGAAUCGACCACACAACUCCGUUCAACGUAGCGCGUAGUACUUUUUGCAGCUCUUCCACACACCGUCCUCUACAGGAAUCGCAGCCGAGCGAUUCGCCACCCUAAGACAGACACGUGACCAGUCUGUCGAUGACUUCGCCAACCAGUUGUCCCAACUCGCCCUAGCGGCGUUCCCCAACCUCCCCCCACCAGACCGUAACGCCCUUAUACUGCAUCGUUUUAUAACCGGUCUCAGCGAUCCUAACGUUACAGACAUCCUUCUCCUUCAUCCCCCUACCAGCUUGACUGCCGCCAUACAACAAUGCCGGUUAUAUACGGCUUACCACCAAGACCGCAGACCCCAUCCAGUGCCCCUCACCGUUGCUCCUCGCUCAGAAUCACGCCCACCCCCUCGGAAGGUACACCUGCCCGUACGAUUCCCACACCAUAACCCAGGCUGUGAAUACUGCGCGGCAUUUGGCCCCGAUGCCCACCACUGCGGCCACAAUCCCCCCCCCCGUAAGUCGUCCCCCAUUGACAUUAUUGCUUUUUCUGUUCCAUAUUGUAACCACACGUUUACAGUUAAUGUUUUGCUCAAUAACCACACAUUACCGGCCCUUGUUGACACUGGAGCUAAUGCUUCCCUUAUCAAUGUUCGUGAUUUACCUCAAGAGUAUCUGAGACUCAUAGAACCUUCGUCAAAAGCCAGCAGUUUACGAGCUGCUAACGGGACAUGUAUUCCUAUUUCUGGUAGUAUCACUAUCCAGUUCGGCGUCAACGACUCCACACUGACUUAUAAUUUCCUAGUGACCCCUGUGAGCCCUUGGCCCAUCGUCCUAGGUCUUGACUUCCUCACAGAUAAUGAUUGCACCAUUUAUACUCGGCACAGACGCCUAGUGAUAGGCUCACCCAACUCCCCGACUGUAACGCCAGUCCCGUCAGGCGAUUUUGACCUCGCAUAUAACGCCGUUCUCUCAGCUGCAGCCUUAGAACCUACCCGUUUGGACGACGUCCUACCUACCCUUUCAACGGUCGGCCCCAUCGCCCAUAAACAACAAGGUAUACUACUCACUUCGUUUUCCGACCUGUUCUCCUGGUCCACGGACACCCUCGGCCGUACACGACUGGUACAACAUACCAUCGACACGGGUGACGCCAAACCCCUCUGGCACCUCCCCCCCGACGUAUCCCUGUUCGUUACCGUGAUGAAGUCGACAAACUUCCAGACGAGCUGUUACGGGCCAAGAUUAUCCAACUAUCUUCCUCCCCUUGGGCUUCACCUAUUGCGUUAGUUCCCAAGAAGGAUGGUUCUCUACGCCUGUGAUGACUACCGCCGUUUAAAUGCAGUAACAGUGAGAGAUUCAUUUCCGUUACCGAGGUUGGAUGAUACAAUAGAUGCGCUAGGCCAGGUUGCUUGGUUCUCAACCCUCGAUCUUAAGUCGGGGUACUGGCAAGUGGAAAUCCACCCCACCGACCGUCAAAAGACGGCUUUCACCGUCCCCCAGGGUUUAUAUGAGUUCCAAACGCUCCCCUUCGGCCUAUGCAACGCAGCAGCCACCUUCCAACGGUUAAUGUACCGUGUACUCCGUCAUCUCAUCCCCUAUAAAUGCCUCGUCUAUCUCGACGAUAUCAUCGUAUUCGGGCGUUCCACAGAAGAGCACAAUUCAAACUUACGGGAGGUGUUGGGGGCGCUCCAGGAAGCUGGCCUUACCCUCAACCCCACCAAAUGUCUUUUCCUCCCUUCCGAGGUUCAAUUUCUUGGCUACCUUAUUUUCCCCGGUCGUAUCUCCCCACUACCAGACCGGAUCAAACACAUACGUACGUGGCCGACCCCGACGAACCAAACGGAGCUGCGAAGUUUCCUAGGCCUCGCGUCGUACUACCGAUGUUUCAUUCGAGAUUUUGCCCAGAUCGCCGCCCCUCUGCACAAGUUAACCGAGAAAGGCCGCCCUUAUACAUGGUCCGCCGACUGCGACAUCGCAUUCAACAACCUCCGUGCGGCAUUAUGCUCGGCACCACUCCUAGCCCUUCCAAACGUGGACGACGACGCUCCCCCGUUCACCCUAGAUACUGAUGCAAGUGGAUUCGCCAUCGGGGCCGUAUUGUCACAAGUCGGUAAAGACGGCAUAGACCACCCUAUCUGUUCCGCCAGCAACACGCUGACCAAAACACAGCGUAACUACUGCACCUUCAGGAGAGAACUGCUGGCGAUCAUUAUGUUCAUUCGCCAGUUUAAACACCUCCUUGUCGGCCGAAGGUUUAUUCUACGUACAGACCAUCGAGCCCUACAGGGGCUACGUUCCAUCAAGGAUCCGAUGGACCAACUAGCCCGUUGGCAGGAGUUUUUACAGGACUUCGAUUUUGAGUGCCAGUUCCGCCCGGGUCACAAACACGGUAACGCGGAUGCACUGUCACGCCUUCCUAACACUACCAACCCAGCAGACGAGCCCCACGACGCGGCCGUUAACGCUAUUAUGGUUGCAGAACCAACCCGUUACAACUGGUCCUCAGCCCAGAGCUCUGACCCCGAUACAACUGUUAUCUAUUACCAUUUGACCCAAGGGUUAUCCAAACUCAGCGAACAAGCAAUGCGCGGAACGAGCCAAAACGCACGUUUGCUGUUAAACCAAUGGCCCCAUCUAGUCGUCCUACACGACAUCUUAUUCUUCCGCGAUCCCUCAUCCCAUCAUCUACGCCCAGUAGUUCCUGACUGUUUAGUUGACACCGUACUAGCCGACCUCCACUCAGAGUUAGGCCAUUCCGGCCAGCGCCGGACAGAGCUAGCCGCCCGCAUGCGCUUUUGGUGGCCGCAAUUACGCACCUCCGUCGCCCACUUCUGUCAAUCAUGUGCUACGUGUGCAUCCUUCAAAACGCCCAGCUCCACCCUCCGAGCCCCGAUGCAACCAAUGACCACUGGAUUCCCUGGUGAACGCGUCGGGCUUGACAUCAUAGGGCCGCUCCCCAUCUCUAUCCUCGGCUAUGAAUACAUCCUUGUCAUGGUGGACUAUUUCACUAAAUGGGUCGAGGCCACUCCCCUUCUCCGACAGGAUGCAACCUCUGUCGCGAACGCCAUCACGCGCACUUGGAUAAGCCGCUGGGGUGCCCCGUUAGCGUUCCAUUCAGACUGCGGCAGCAAUUUUGACUCCCAGUUAUUGAAGGAUUCUGCGACACCCUUCAGAUACACAAAACACGGACCACACCUUACCACCCGGAAGGAAACAGCCUUGUGGAACGCACGAAUAGCACGCUGCACAACCUCCUACUCGCUUUCUCUAAGGACAGCCAUGAGCACGACUGGGACGUACACCUGCCUUUCUGUCUCUUAGCCUACCGUGGCUCCGUCCAUUCCUCCACCGGUUUCACCCCCAACUACCUAUGGACCGGGCGAGACAUACGCCUGCCGAUCGACCUUCUCUACCCCUUACCCAGACCCGACGCAACCACCCCAAACGAUUACGCCACACGCUUACGCGAGAUCAUCCGUAGCGCACAUAACGCGGCCCGGACGACCCUAGGGAGUUCAUCACUCCAUCAGAAGGAACAGCACGACCGGCAUUCAUCCGGCACUAUGCAUCAGAUUGGUGACCUUGUCAUGUAUUACAACCCUUCGCACCCCCGCGGAACGUCCGCCAAGUUCCAUUACCCCUGGCAAGGACCCUUCGCCGUGUUAGACACCCCCUCCCCCACCACCCUGCUUAUCCGUGACGCCAUCUACCCCAACGCCCGCCCCUUUACCGCACACUUUGACAAGCUUAAGCCCUACCGAGGCCGCCUACCAACUUGCUCACCCGACUCCUUACCCGUACUCCCUGCUGACCAGGUCCCCCCGGUAGCUAUCGAGGUCACCGUCCCACCACCCCUUGUCGAUCUCAGCACUGAGGACAGUGCUCCACCUAAGGGGAUGGCUAUGUAA